Funneliformis caledonium is the source of this 1362-nucleotide messenger RNA. The record is from the annotation of a GenBank genome assembly. NCBI's taxonomy places the organism in Eukaryota, Fungi, Glomeromycota, Glomeromycetes, Glomerales, Glomeraceae.
AUGUCAAAGACCAAAACCAUUUAUAUAAUAUUGUGGCUUUUAAUUCAAUUAUUAAUUGAAGUAAAUAGUCAAACGAACCCUUUUAUUCCAAUUCAACGAUAUGGUCACACUGCUACAAUUAUUGAUAGUAAAAUAUAUUUCUUAGGUGGUCGAGAUGUUGUAGAUACCGAUAGAAGUGGACGUGAAUUUUUUUAUUUUGAAGUCUCUGGACCAUUUAAUACUCAAAAUAUAUUAUGGCAUGACUUAACAAACAUUAAUACAGUUCCGGCACAUCUUUCUGCUGCAUCCGUCAAGGGUGGUAUAAAUAACAAAAACUUGUUUUUAUAUGGAGGAGUAGAAUAUUAUAAAGCAACAAUGUCUUUAGUUUAUACAUUUGAUACUCUAAGUAAUUCAUGGAGUAUUCCUAAAAUUACAGGUGACAAUGUAAUUAGAAAAGAUAACCUAAAAGGCAUCGUUGAUGAUAAGGGGAAAUUAUAUUUAUUUGGUGGAAGAUAUAAUGGGACUAUUCUAAAUGAUAUGCUUAUAUUAGAUACAAUAAGUUUGACCUGGAAAAUAGGAAGUUCAAUUAAUGCGCCUUCUCCACGAGAUGUUUAUGGGGCGGUAUACAUCUCAAAGCAGUUCAUUGUUUAUUUAGGUGGUUAUUAUGCCACAUCCUAUAUUGAUGGUGUAUCUUUAUCAUUAAAAGAGAUUUACUAUUAUGACAUGAUUGGUAACCUGUGGCUUACAAGGGUCACUACUGGUACAAUUCCUUCUGAUAGAGAUUCUUUUUCUGCCGUCCUUGGUUUGGAUGGACAACAGGUGAUAAUUUUUGGAGGAACAAAUGCUCUUAAUAAUCUCAAACCUCAGGAUACUCUUUAUGUAUUAAAUUUAUUAAAUUAUGAAUGGAGCAUUCCAAAAGUUUCUGGAUUAAUUCCGGGUUCCAGAUAUUGGCAUGAAGCAAAUGUAAUUGGCAGAUAUAUGGUUAUAUCAUUUGGGUUUGGUUAUGACAGUAAUGUUGAUAAUGAUAUUUUAUUACUUGAUAUAAGUAAUAAUGAAGAAUAUAUAUGGACAAAUAAUUUCGAUCCAAAUGAUACAAUUGUUCCUCCUCCAGUUUCACCAAAUAACGAUUCACCAACAUCUACUUCUAUACCAGUUAUGAUUGGUAUAUCUGUAGGAACAUGUGUCGUUGUUAUUUCUCUAUUAUUUGGAGGCUUUUACUUGUAUAAAUGGCGUAAAACUAAAACGGAAAAUAUGAGAGCAUUACCAACUCCUGGAAGUGCAAGUGAUAAUAAUUUUAAUCAUGGAGCUUUAGCAAUUCCUACCAGAACUGUCUAUAAUUAUGGACAGGAAGCAAUACCAACACAUGAAAAUUCUUAUUAUUGA